AGUGAAGUACAACCCAACCAGAGCCUCAGUGGCUUUUUGUUGAGAUAGACAGAUUGGAUUAAUAAACACAACAUAAUGUAAAAAAAAACUUGAUUUGCUUUAAAGUAAAAAAAAACAAAAACAUCCUUUGAACAAUGUUAAAUGAAAAAUCCUUUGAAACAAAAAAGGAGCAGAAAAAUAUCAUCGGGACGAAGAACUUUGGAAGAAGAAAACUGGAAAAAGGAACAUCUGUUGGAUCCUGUAGAUUUCAUGUGGAUGUGCACUAUUACACCUUUUAUUACACGUUAUAAAAGGCCAGCUUUCACCGAAACAACAAACAAUGGACAAGGACAGCCUCGCAAAUUACAGCCAAGCCAGAGCAGGAGCUCACCUCACCAAAUGGAAACACAGCACGUGGAGCGCGCAGCGACAAGGGCCGUUGAAUGGACGUAAAGAUGGAAACAGUGUGACGACAGCGAGGACUAAGAGAGGAGCUGACAGCCAAUUACAGAAACUACCACUUGAGAUACUCAUUAAGAUUCUGUCGUACCUGGACGCCGCUGCUCUUUUCAGAAUCAGCCACGUCAAUAAGCUCUUCUGCCGGCUUGCCAACGAUAAUGCCCUGUGGAGCAUGAUGUACAUAUUCGAGUUUAAACAGUGGAAAUCCACCUGCAUUGUUGAGCCGCUGCAGAUGAGACUGCAGGAUCGGGCCUCCGGCUACUGGAAGCGGCUGUUCUUCGAGGCGGUCGUCCAACGCGACACAAACAAGUUGAAGAAAAACCUCCGAUACAUCGACCGCUACACCGGGCUGCCCUCUCGAACAGAGCAGCUUCUCAGAAACUUGCACGUGGCCUGGGAACUGAUGGUGUCUGAUGAGUCAGGGGACGAGUUCACACUUGAGCUCAUCAGGUCUGAGUUCUGUGGGACGUCUGUGUGUCUGAGCUGGAGCGGAGGGGGCCGCCUGCCCAGCUACCAGCACAUCUCCACCCUUCAGCUCCACGGUGUCAGUAAGAUGACCCACGGCUGCUCCCACCUAAAGAAUCCUGGCGGGAGGUCCCUCAUGUCCAAGGUCGACAUGCAGGCUUUAACUCAAAGCGCGCAGGUCAUCGGUCGGGACAGACUGGUUGAACUGAAGCUGCUGCAGCCUGGAAUCCUCAUCGGUACCUGGAAGGACCAGCGCACCGUCGCCUUCAUCAUGUUCACCCUGCACUUCCACCGGCUCGUGGAGAGAAGCGUCCAGGGGUCUUCGUUUUGCCCCCGCAUGGCGCCAGUGGUCCGACCCGCUUCUGAUGACAUAGACCCAGAGUAUGGUCUCCAUGGAUACCAACUACACAUUGUUCUCCACGACACCGUCUGCGAGCUCAUGUCUGAAAGCUUCUACCAGCUCUCCUGCCCUAGAAGUCAGAUCAGGGACGGACUGAUCCAGCUCACCGCCAUCAGCGGGGCAGGCUCACACAUCCCUCUGUCAGGCAGACUCACCUUGCCCUGGAGGUGUGAGGCCCUGCAGGGCUCAGCAGAGAACUGCUGCAUCAUGAGUCUGACUCUCCUGGAUGAAUUCAGGAACCCCUUCUGGUGUGUCACCUCUCCUGUUUCCGUGGAGCUGGAGAAGACGCAGAGUGGCUCCUUCGACUACGACGGCGAGCGCUUCCCGAUCCACCAUGUGGAAAAAGACGGUCAGGUGGAGAUGACACUCGCCUGGGCCAAGGAGCAGAAGCAGUUUGUCAUCGUCAGUUUAAUUGUUUGUGUGAGUGUUUCUAAAGUCAACAAGCAUUUCAGUAGAGAUUACUGAACACGAGGGGUUUUCGGUCAUUACAUCUGGAUCCACGGUUGGAUUUCCCUUGUCUUCGUUUUGUGUAUCUCUCUCUCUCCUGUCAAAAAAUCUUUAUAGAAAAACAUUAAAUCUACAUAUGAUUUAU
This is a messenger RNA of Platichthys flesus (European flounder), 1895 nucleotides long. It is a transcript of the gene fbxo15, whose product is annotated as F-box protein 15. The transcript has 10 exons. Gene Ontology annotation, molecular function: protein binding. The coding region runs from base 320 to 1768 and encodes 482 amino acids. NCBI's taxonomy places the organism in Eukaryota, Metazoa, Chordata, Actinopteri, Pleuronectiformes, Pleuronectidae. The record is from RefSeq and is a predicted model, not a curated record.